Molecule: messenger RNA, 2357 nt
Organism: Fomitopsis serialis
Lineage: Eukaryota; Fungi; Basidiomycota; Agaricomycetes; Polyporales; Fomitopsidaceae
Exons: 7
Coding region: 183-2180 (665 amino acids)
Molecular function (GO): ATP hydrolysis activity; ATP binding
Source: RefSeq, a predicted model, not a curated record
CAUGUCAGAGUGCGAAUGGACAUGCACUUUGGCUGCGUUAAUCUGUGCACUUGUCACAGCCUGUGAUACACUGCGGCUCCGAGACCUGCAGUGCGUCCUAUAUAGGACCCGACAAUGAAGAUGACGAUGAACUCUAUCUUCAUCUACCUUCCUUCCCGCGGUGCAGCCCAUACUCACCUAACAUGUCUCAGCCUAGUCUCCAGGUGAAGCGUGUCGACCAUGUCUACAACAUGAUGACACGUAUGUGGACGUACGAGGAUACCAAAGUCCUCGUUGAGCCACAAAUCCUGCGCGGCGGCAAGAUGUCAGACGGCUCGGACGCCUGGCAGUCGUACUGCUUCGUGGUCGUACGCAAGAUCCCUCCGGGGAAUUCCUCUCCGGGUACAGAACCUACGGUGUCGCUCACGAUCAAGAGCCCGUACUUGGUGGCUGCGUGCAAGAAUGUCAUCGGGGAUGUUCCCACGAUGUCCUGGACGGUUGACCCUCUGGAGCUUUCCACAGAUCUGUUGAUCGCGUUCUUCUCGCGAUUUGUCGCGUACCGAGACGAACUUGAAAGCAAGGCCGACCGCUCGAGCGAGGAGGGAAACAUCCUUGAUGACCUCCAACUUCUCAUAGGAUACUUGCGUGAGGACCACCAGAAUACUAUUUCCCAAAUCGAUAACCUCCUCGAACACGGAGAGAUCACGUAUGAUCUGCUCUAUGCCAUCCUCAUUCCCGGUACGCGGCUCGCCAGCACGGAUUCCUCGACAGGGGAGCCUUGCGCCCUCAAACUCAAUAGCUGCGCGAGGGGGCCUAUGUUCCAUGUACUUUCUUGCACGGGAGUCGACGUCCUGGACAUGCCGCAGCCACAGGUCCUGUUCGGCGACAAUGUUGCUGGUACGCCUUCGCAGACAGCGCAAGCUGCAAAGCCCCCGCGGUUCGGUAAGGUUCAGCGCCCGCUGAACUUAGCACGCUUUGAGGGAGUCAUCAAAAUCAACAUGCUACCUGUCUACCCCAUGAAAUACCACAGUGACGAAGCAGGAUUGAAGGAGGUGCUCCUCGCUCGGGCUCACAGAUGGAUGACUUUGAAUGGCGUGCACCAUGUGCACUACCAGGGGACAGCUGUGAGCGCGGCAAACUCGCCCAUGGGCAAGACGUACAUAAAAUACGAGGUGCACCGUUUGCUUCUCAAUUUGGAUUACAGUAUUGACCGAAAUAUCGACAAGAUUGAUUCCAGGAUCAUGAUCGACAGAGGGACAUUCAAGCAUCACAACGCAAACUAUCAGAUACCUCAAGCCCAACCACUCAAUGAUACAGCUCAACAGGGCUUUUACCCUCCACCCGUGGCACAGACUGAUACUCUGCAUGUCAUGAACGCUCCCGAAAAGCAUCGAGUCGAACUGUCAGACGACGAUCUCAUCCUGGCCUCGCCUGUAUUAUACGGCUUCAGUUUGUCCGACAAGUUGUGGCUCGAGUUCAAUGUCGAGAAGGUCCGCCCAAUCGUGUGGUCCGACGAGCCCUUCACGAACCUCGUGCUCCCGGGUAACCGGAGAGACCUCCUGCGAUCCCUCGUAGAGGCGCAUAACUCCAACCUCGACUUCGACGACUUCGUCCACGGGAAGGGACAAGGUCUCGUCAUCAACCUGUUUGGCCCCCUGGACGAGCACCUCAAGCGGCCGCUGUACAUGAUCGGGGGUGGGGAGCUCGGGGCUGACGCAAACACCGUUGAUACCACCCUGAAGCGCGUCUUCAGUAUAGCUGCCAGCUGGAGUGCUAUUGUCCUCAUUGACGAGGCCGAUGUAUUCCUGGAGCAGCGCUCAUUGCAUGAUCUGACGCGCAAUGCUAUGGUCGCAGUCUUUUUGCGGCACGUCGAGUACUACCGCGGCAUUCUAUUCCUCACCACGAACAGGGUCAAGGCCUUUGAUCCAGCCUUCCUGUCCCGGAUUCAUGUCGCUCUCCGCUUCCAGGAACUGAGCAAGGAAGCGAAGCUCCAAAUUUGGCAUGCUUUCCUUCAGAAGGUCAAGGUGGACGACCUCACGGCGGACGAGCUAGACAAUCUCGUCAGUCGGGAGGUCAACGGGCGCCAGAUCAAGAAUGCUACCAGGACCGCGAUAUCGCUGGCGAGAAGUCGUGGGGAACAGCUGGGAUAUAAGCACCUUGCUGAGACCCUUGAUGCGAUGGAAGAGUUCGCGUCAUCGUAGGGCGCGUUGGCGGCAGCAGUAAGCCAGAUUGUAAUUCAUAUAGCAUUAGGUUCUCUUGUGUGUACAGUGGACUGACAGAUGGGACAUGAUUCAACCUGAUACUUUUCCGAAUACUGGUUCAUGUUGAGUAGUGGGACCAAGAGCGAAAUGCGAAUUUGACGACGAAUUUGAUUCCUA